CAAAGAGGAACACAAGAGAAAAGAAGAGCCCAAGAAACUAAACUCAAAUGGCAUCAUCCUCUUCCAUCUUUCUCUUUGCUGCUCUUCUUGCACUGGUCUCAUGGCAGGCCACUGCCUCUGAUCCUAGCCCACUCCAGGACUUUUGCGUCGCCGACCUGCAUUCACCAGUGCGUGUCAAUGGGUUUGUUUGCAAGAACCCGAUGGAAGUUAACGCAGACGACUUCUUCAAGGCAGCCAACCUCGACAAGCCUAGGGUGACCAACAAGGUUGGAUCCAACGUCACUUUGAUCAACGUCAUGCAGAUUGCUGGACUCAACACCCUCGGCAUCUCAAUUGCGCGCAUCGACUAUGCUCCCUUGGGUCAGAACCCACCACAUACGCACCCUCGCGCCACUGAGAUCCUCACGGUGCUCGAGGGGACACUAUAUGUUGGCUUUGUCACAUCCAACCAGCCCGCCCCCAACAGAAACAAGUUCCUUUCCAAGAUGCUCAACAAAGGUGAUGUGUUUGUCUUCCCUGUGGGGCUCAUCCACUUCCAAUUCAACCCCAACCCCCACCAGCCCGCUAUUGCAAUUGCCGCGCUCAGCAGCCAGAACCCAGGGGCUAUCACAAUUGCCAAUGCAGUGUUUGGGUCGGACCCACCAAUAUCAUAUGAUGUUCUUGCCAAGGCAUUUCAGGUGGAAAAGAAUACAAUAGACUAUCUCCAGGCUCAAUUUUGGGAGAACAACCACAACUAAGUCAGACAUUUGUUGAUUACACAGAGGAUUAGUGCUUAAAUCAAGGAUUUGAUUGAAUAUCUCGAGCAUCCUUAUAUCUAUAAAAUAAAUGGAGAAUAUGUCAUGCCGCUGUGUGUCUGUAAGCCAUGAAUGUAUUUCAAUGUUAUGAAUAAUCA
Molecule: messenger RNA, 892 nt
Organism: Triticum dicoccoides
Lineage: Eukaryota; Viridiplantae; Streptophyta; Magnoliopsida; Poales; Poaceae
Product: germin-like protein 8-5
Exons: 2
Coding region: 48-737 (229 amino acids)
Molecular function (GO): manganese ion binding
Source: RefSeq, a predicted model, not a curated record